AACGAAAAACAAUUCACAUUUUUUGCUUGAAUGUAUACACUCAGUAUAGAACCUGAUUGCCGAGGUAUUGGAUGUAAGCAACAGCCAGAUUUUAGCCUAAAAACCUUUUUUCAUUUACCGCGUACCACAAUCUACAACCCAAGGUUAUAUCUAAUCAAUUCUAAAACACAUUAGCUCAGUAGUGGCGUUGUAGUAGUACGACAGGAAAGUGUUCCUAUAUUGGGUAAUGGCUUCGUCCGUCUGUCAUUUGUGAAUCUGAAGAGUGUUCAGCAACUCUUCCUUGAUAAAUAAAUAUACUACCGGAAUAAUGGGUAAUCUUCUUCGCCUCUUAGCCCGUGAAGAAGGAACGUGUUUUUCUCCACAACGCUACGAUUUGUUUCUGGAUUUUGAAACUGUUUUAUUGCAGAUGCUCAACCAACCGAGUCAGAGAAAGAGAUGUUCCUUGAAGUUGACAGUGUCCUGAAAAAAGGUCAGAUUAUACUCCAUGAGAUUAGCCAAUACAGAGGGGCCAGUAAAGAAAUCAGAGAGGCAAUCAGCAAUCCAGGGGAAGAUUACCAAGAAAAAGCCAGAGAUGCUGUAUUCCCACUUGUCCAGCAAUUAAGGCGAUAUUAUGAUUUUUCAUCAGAUAUUGAGACUGUGGUGCCAAAGAUUCUUUCCCAGUUAUGUUCUGGGAGCAUGAGCCCUACUCAACAUUUGGAGAAACAGCAAGCAUUGGUAAAGCAGUUUGCAGAAAUUUUAGAAUUUGUUUUGAAAUUUGAUGAACAUAAGAUGACAACUCCAUCCAUUCAGAAUGAUUUUAGUUAUUACCGACGAAUCGUGUCGAGGCAUAGCCUCUCUGGACCCAUAAACGACGAACAAGAUCUUUUUAAAGUAACCGAAAAUGACGAGCAGAUCGGCUCAGCUUUAGCCAGUCAUAUGUCAUUAUUCUACGCCCAGCCCACCCCUAUGCUCAAAGUGCUCAGCGAAGCCACCAUGAAAUUUGUGGCGGACAAUAAAGAUAUUCCCGUGGAAAACACAACGGAAACACUGAGCACAAUGGCAAGCGUCUGCCAAAGCAUGCUGAAAGAUCCAGAUUUGAUUGCGCGAUUUAUGCGCGAAGAAACGUACCUGUUUGUGCUGCGAGUCAUGGUUGGCCUAGUUAUUCUUUAUGAUCACGUUCAUCCAGUCGGGGCUUUCCAGAAAUCUUCCAAUGUCGAUGUUAAAGGUUGUGUUCGUGUGCUGAAAGAGCAACCAAGUUCUCGAUCUGAAAGUCUUUUGAAUGCUUUGCGAUAUACCACACGUCAUCUGAAUGACGAAUCCACUCCGAAACAUAUAAAAACUCUUUUAGCGUCCUAAAUUGUUGUUGUAACACAUCAUCGUCCUGUGAAAGUCCUGGUCAGUUCGCGCUGCAAACGGUCAAUCAUCAUUUCAUAUUUUACGGUCCCCUGUGAUCAUAUCGGUGGCCGUUGAUUAAAUGUCGCUUUUUAACCGUUCAACCUGCCAAUCCCUUAGCUAAAUUGCAUUAGCAAAAUCUACAACUUUUCUCACCCAUCUGUGUUUUUUUUUUUUAUUGUUAUUAUUAUUAAUGUUCCUUGGGCGUGGAAUAAGAACACAGACCAGUCGUCUUUUUUCUGAUGGCGUGUUUGUGCUCAUUUUUUAAGGCAUCGAAGUCUUUCUACUUCUAAUCGUCGGAGGAGGGAGAUUCGCGUGUCCGUUCCAUCUCGCGAUACCAAGUGAAGUGUUCUAGAAGAAAAAAGAAAACAACAAUCCAAAUUAAAUUUAUCACGAGAAACUAAUUGUUUUUUUUAUUUUAAGUGUUAUGUAGUCGAUAUUCUCGUGCCAUCUGUUGAUUGCUCUCAUAACAAAAUAAGACAGAAAACGUGACGCUGUAUGGUUUUCCCUAACACAGGCACACUAAAAACGGACCAAAGCGUGUCCAGCAUUGUAAUACAAACCCCUUUUUUCUGUUAAAACCAAAAACAAAUACAUACUCUGUUGUUCAAAAA
This is a messenger RNA of Daphnia magna, 1985 nucleotides long. Its product is annotated as CYFIP-related Rac1 interactor B. Gene Ontology annotation, biological process: regulation of actin filament polymerization. NCBI's taxonomy places the organism in Eukaryota, Metazoa, Arthropoda, Branchiopoda, Diplostraca, Daphniidae. The record is from RefSeq and is a predicted model, not a curated record. Bases 436 to 1335 code for a protein of 299 amino acids. The transcript has 9 exons. Gene Ontology annotation, molecular function: small GTPase binding.